This is a messenger RNA of Panonychus citri (citrus red mite), 3907 nucleotides long. It is a transcript of the gene beta-Man, whose product is annotated as beta-mannosidase-like. Lineage: Eukaryota; Metazoa; Arthropoda; Arachnida; Trombidiformes; Tetranychidae. Bases 1007 to 3871 code for a protein of 954 amino acids. Gene Ontology annotation, molecular function: beta-mannosidase activity. Gene Ontology annotation, biological process: glycoprotein catabolic process; carbohydrate metabolic process. The transcript is spliced from 4 exons. The record is from RefSeq and is a predicted model, not a curated record.
UUAAAUUGUGAUGACAAAAAAAAGUUAAUUAUCAUUAACUUAACUAAAGGAAAAGCGAAAUCUUAACCAUUUGAACAAAUUCAGAUCAAUAAUCAAAUCUGAUUACAACUCGUGACUUGAAUUGUGAUCAAUGAUAAAGCAUAAGCAGAUUCUAAUUAACAGGAGAAACUACAAUUAACUAAAUUGGUCAUUCGAUUGUUAAUGAAAAUCUUUAAUUGUCCUUGAUUGAAUUUCGCCACCUGUUGAAUAAAAGAGUAACCAUAAAGAAAAAUAUCAAACAGCUGAUAAGUUUAUUUCUUUCUGACUCUUCAAUUGUAUUUCUGUUGAUAAUUUGAUUUAAUUUUGGUUUUCGAUUUAUAAUCAUCAUGUCUUCAAGUGAUUCCAGUGACAAUGAACCAACUAAACCAGGAACUUCCUCACCACCACCGUCCACAACUUCAUCUUCAUUUCUUGCUGAAUUGGAAAAUGAAUUCAAGGAUCGAUACACUGAUAAAGAUAAAAGUUAUGUCGCUCAAUUCAAUCGGGAAUUAGCUAAACCACCAUGUUUCCAUCCAUGGAACACAAGGAAUCCGAGACAAUUCAAUCAUAAUCGUAAUAGUAAUUAAUUGUUACAUCUUGAAAUCCAUUGAUUGUCAAUCAAUUACUCUUUCAUUGUAACCACCAUGCGAUUCAACUAUAGACUUUGGUAUUAAAUUUUGUCUAUUUUUCUGAUAAAAAUUAUUUCAAAAAUUAUUUCCAUUGAUCUGAUGAUUAAGACGAUAAUCACUUAACCAAAAGAUUAUCGGAUUAUAAUCAUGAUGAUUGUUAUUGUUUGUCGAUUGUUAUAAUUAUAUCUCAAGUAUCCAUGUUACCAACAAUUCUAAUUGUCAUUAACUUUCGUUGAUUGUUUUCAAUAAUCUAAACAAAGAAAUAAGAACUGAUAAGAUUAGUUUAUCUUUAAUUGUUAAUGAGAGGAAAACAAUUAGUAAAUUGUUUCUGUUAAGAUCGUUAACUUGAAGUAAUUGCAAUGAUGUUAAAUUUUCUUAAACUUUUGUUGAUCAACUCAAUCAUUUUCUCAUGUAAUUGUAAAUACAUUUCUCUAAAUUCAAAUGAUUGGACUCUUAAUGAUAAUCUAAAUCUAUAUACAAUUAGCAAUGUUACAGUUCCCGGUGGUUUAUACACUGAUUUACAAUCAGCUGGUUUAAUUGUUGAUCCACUUUACGAUAAUAAUGAUAUUAAUUAUCGUAAUUUCUCAAAACUUGAUUGGUCUUGGACUAGACAAUUCAAAGUUGAAGCUGAGGAUUUGAAACAAUCGAAUGAAAUUUAUUUAAUUGUCAACGGAGUUGAUACAAUUUCAAGAAUCUACAUCAAUGGUCACUACAUUGGUCAAACAUCAAACAUGUUCAUCAAGUAUUCCUUCAAUAUUAAUGGUCACCUUUAUGAAGGAGAUAAUUUAAUUACCAUCGCAAUAGAAUCAGCUGUUAGUUAUGCCAAAGGUCAAUCUGACGAUUACAAAGGUCAGCAUAAUUAUACAAUUGUACCUGAGUGUUGGCCUGAUGUUUACCAUGGUGAAUGUCAUUCCAAUUUCAUCAGGAAAAUGGCGGCUUCGUUUAGUUGGGACUGGGGACCCGCUUUUCCGGGUUCAGGUAUUUGGUUACCGAUUGGAAUUGAAAUUGUCCAAUCACCCGUUCAGCUUGACAGCUUUUGGACCUCAAUUGGUGAGUCGAUUGAUAGCCAGGAGUGGAUCUUGAACUUAACUCUAACCAUUUUGAGGCCAAUUGACGAGCGUGAGGUCUCCGUUGUGGUGAAACUUUCAACUGACCAGGAACUUGAUGGUAAAUACGAGAGAGAACUAACAAUUUACUCUGGGCUUUUUGGAUUAGAUUCGAGUCGAUCAAAUUAUCCUCUUCCAACAAUUAAAGUGACCUCAUCUCGUGUUGCUCUUUGGUGGCCCAACGGGAUGAAAAUUUACUCAAACAGUACAAUAAUUGACCGACCUCGGGCACUUUACAAUCUAACGGUGACCAUUCAAUCAUCUGAGGCUGAUGUUCAAAGUAAAAGUAAACAAAUAGGCUUCCGUCGGAUUAGAUUGAUUCAAGAGAAACCGGAAGCGGGAAAAAUCCUCCGUCCUAAUGGAAAGUAUGAUAAGGCCACUUUACCAGGUCUUUCGUUUCGAUUUGAGGUAAAUGGAGUCCCAUUAUUCAUCAAAGGGACCAAUGUAAUUCCUACAUCGAUUUUCCCUGAAAAUGAGUCUCGAGAUAAAGAUUAUGUCCAUCGGUUACUCUCAACGGUCAGUUAUUCAUCUAUGAAUAUGAUUCGUAUCUGGGGAGGAGGAAUCUAUCAGACCGAUUAUUUUUACGAUCUUGCCGAUCAACUGGGAAUCCUCAUUUGGCAAGAUUUUAUGUUCGCUUGUAUGACUUAUCCAACUGACCAAAGUUUUCUGGACAACGUUAAAGAUGAAGUGACCCAACAGGUAACCCGAUUGUCCCACCAUCCAUCCAUAGCUCUUUGGUCAGGUAACAAUGAAGACGAAACCGCUAUAGCCACCGGUUGGUGGCCUGAAUUGGCCGCUCAUUUUACCCAAUAUGUUGAUGAUUAUCUGAAACUCAACAGAGACACAAUCAAAGUGACAGUCCAACAACUUGACCCCGGACGUAUAUUUGUCUCAUCUAGUCCCUCGAAUGGCGAUGAAACGGAAGCCGAAGGUGGCCUAGCAGUUAAUCCCGGUGAUUAUCUGUUUGGUGAUGUUCAUUUCUAUUCCUAUGAUGUUGAUGCUUGGAAUCAAAGUAAAUAUCCUGAGGCAAGAUUCAUAUCAGAAUAUGGUUUCGAAUCAUAUUCAUCACUAUCAUCCUAUGCUAAGGUCAUUCCAAUGGAUAAAUUGGUUUACCCGCUGACCGAUUCAUUAGAAUCACGACAACAUCAUCCAAAUGGUACACUAGAAAUGGAGGCAAUGAUCGCUAAUUACUUUAAAUUACCAAGCGAAAAGGGAAACUUAAUUGCUCUUAGAAAAAUGAUUUAUCUAUCUCAAUGUCUCCAGGCGAUUGCUGUUAAAUUGGAGACUCAAGUUUAUCUAAGGAAUCGUAAAGUUGAUCAAUUUACUGGAACUAAAUUAACCUGGGGAGCCAUGUAUUGGAUGCUCAAUGAUAUUUGGGUGUCCACCUCAUGGUCAAGCCUUGAAUUUGGUGGAAAAUGGAAAAUGCUUCAAUAUUAUAUAAGAAAAAUAUUCAAUCCAAUCCAUGGUCAAAUCUAUUUAACCAAUGAUCAUAAUAACGGCAAUCAGUUGAUUGAAACAGUGAUUAACAAUGAUUUUACUGGUACAGUUAAAUUAAGAGUAACAAUUAAUGUCCAUCAACUUGAUUCAUUUGAAUUCACUUCAAUCGUUUCCGGGAUUCACCAAAUUGAAAGUUACGAUGCUAAACUGAUCUAUUCGUUGGAUGUUAAUCAAUCGAUUAUUAGAUCAAAAGUUUGUCCGGAUAUCAGCAAUUGUUUGAUUCGAUUGACGUUUGAUUUGAUUUGUUCAGAUGAUUCAGUUAAUUGUGAUCAUUCUGAUGAUGAUUCUGUAUUCUUGGUUAAACCAAAUGAAUUACAAUUAUCUCAAAGCAGUAAUUUACAAAUUGCGAGCAUUGUUCAAGUUGAUUAUCAAUCUGGUUCGAGUAUUUUUGGAAAUGGUAAAUCAAAUUGUUUCAAAAUUCAUCUAAUUGCUGAUUAUCCUGUUCUAUUUGUUUGGAUUGAUUUUAAAAUGGAUUCAAUUGUUGAUGGAGUUUUCUCACAAAAUGGUUUCCAUUUAUUUGAACCAGAAAUUGACAUUUAUUUGCAAGCGAGCAAUCAACUAAUUACUGUUGACGAUGUUUACAAUUCCCUAAUUGUCACUCAUUUAGCCGAAAACAUGUAAACGACAACAAUUUAAAUUAAAAGAGAAAAUAUCAAA